Messenger RNA from Botrytis byssoidea, 1570 nucleotides. RefSeq lists its product as uncharacterized. The transcript has 5 exons. Bases 143 to 1246 code for a protein of 367 amino acids. The record is from RefSeq and is a predicted model, not a curated record. NCBI's taxonomy places the organism in Eukaryota, Fungi, Ascomycota, Leotiomycetes, Helotiales, Sclerotiniaceae.
CAAUUAAUCCUUCAGCCAAUCUCCUUGGUUGGUAUAUCUGUAGGCACCAUCUCAAUACUUCUUGUUGCUUUUUCUUACCCAGCUCAUCGGUAAUGUCGAUAAUAGAACACAAGAAUUUGAAGAACAGGCAAUAAACCUCCAAAUGGCUACGACAGAGCGUGGGAAGGCUGUGAUAGUCUGGUUAAUAGUGUUUACAAUACUUGUAACACUGAGUAUGAUCGGUCGGUUUUGGGCCCGACGGAUACAACGAAGAAAGCUUUCUCUCGACGACUUCUUCGUUGUCUUUGCAUUUCUUAACCUCAUUGGACUCGAGAUUCCAACAUUUAUGAGCUACCAUCAUAAUCUUGGAGCUCAUGCAGUGGACCUUUCUUAUGAAGAUUCCACAUUUCAACAUAAGGCCCAGUAUUCCGCCUCCUUCACUUGGACGUUUGCGACAUGUUUCGCGAAAUUGGCGGUAUUAUGGAUGUACCUCACUAUUUUCCCAGGCCGCAGGCUCAAGUGGGCCGUCUACGUGACGAUGGGGCUUAGUGUUGCCUUUUUGAUCGCCUUCGUCCCAAUUUUCAUGACUGUGUGCCUGCCAGUAUCAGCGCAAUGGAGCCCCGACAUUAUGUUUACCUUGGCUCACUGCAGGGCCAUUCAAACCCAAGAGUUCGCGUCAGUAGGGGCGAACAUGGCUUUGGAUCUGAUUAUUGUCAUGAUUCCGAUUCCCUCUGUAUGGUGCUUACAGAUGAGUGUAGCCAGGAAGGUUUUCGUUACAUCUAUGUUCAGCCUGGGAUUGGCCGUGGUCGGUAUUGGCGCAUGGAGAAUUGACACCACUAUUAAAUCCACGAAGUCGGUCGACUGGAGCUGGUUCGUCGUCCCUGUCGGGCUACAAAGCCAUCUCGAACUUUGGCUUGGAAUCAUCGCCGCAAACUUACCGCAAAUGAGCCCUCUAUUGACUAGGCUCCUUCUUCCAGCCAUGUCAAGUUUUUAUAAAUCAAUCACCUCCAGCAGAUACACUCUGAGUAGAACUGGUGGACAAAAAGACACGUCUGGGUCGACGGAUAAUUCGUGGGGAGGAAAGAGCAGCCGGAGGAGAUUCACACAAAUCAGUAACGAAAGAACCGAGCUUGAAUCUAUGGAAGUCCCUCUUGGCACAAUCGAAAGACGCCACGAAACUAAUAUUGAGUCUAGCCAACAUGAUUCUCAGGAGUUUCCCAAGUCGAAGAUUUGGCGGGAAAUCGAGGUUAGCAUAAAUCAUGAAUAGCAUGACGGAGUUGCACUAUCCUUGUACUAUAUAUGUAAUCCUAGUAUUUGUGCGAAAUUUAUGCAAGUUUUAACGUCAACACUAGCACAUCGCGAUACUAGGUUUUGAAAUCGGUGAUAAGAUGUCAGAAUAUCAUUUGAUUUUGAAUUAUUUCGUUGGUAUAUGUAUUUAACUUUUUAUUGGAGGUUAAGAUUUAUAAUAAUAAUAAUAAUGAUAAUAUUAUUAUUAUAAUAAUAAUGGAAGACUUAAUCAAUUUAAGCUUAGGGACGAAUCGAAUAUAUAUAUAAUAAGAGUUGAAUUGAAGUCAAUUUAUAAAAGCUAGGC